GCGCGCGCUUUGUGACGGAGGGAGACCGCGCGCGUUCCACACUCUGCACGGACCCGCGCGCGCGCCACGAGCGCUCAAACGCCCGAGCACCAGCAGAAGCAGCAGCAUCAACAGCAGCGCAGCGUUGUGGGACCGAGAGGAGCGCGUGCAUCACUCAGGUGAAGCUGUCUCACAAGUGAUGCAAACAGCAGAACAGUUACUGAUGUGAGGAUACACAGCCAAAAUGAUCACUGUGCCUCUGGAUGUACAAAGACUUCAACCCAAAACAUCAGUUACAAGGUCUUCUGGCUUUAGAAAUUGAGCAAAACAGUACUUGUUUUAAUUGAACUGUUUUCAAGAGUGGAAACUUGCUCUGGAUGGAGUUAUGCUGGUCCUAAUGCCUAGAUUUCCCAAGAAUGCCAUCAAUAAUGGCUGUCACGGCUAUCACUCACUGAAGUGACUGGACAUACAGUGAGACUGAAGAUUUUGCAAGUCUCAACACUGACCACAGUUUGGAACCACACUCAGUAGACCUGACACUCAAGAAGCUACUACAAAAGACAAGGAGCUCCCAAUUCCUUCUCUAAAGAGGACCAAGCGGAAGAAGAGGAUCCGUGUUACAAAGUGCUACCCCAAAUACAGAUUUACCACCAAAAACUAAAAGUUUCAAGAGCAGCUGAGAAGUGUGAAGGAAACUAAGUGACACUAUGGCAGCUGAAAGCCUGAUUGAGCUCAGAGACUGGCUGUUCUUGCUUCUCCUCUGCCUAACACUAUUGGUGGAAGUGCUGGAGUUUGCGGCAGCAACAGCUGCCAUCACGGAGGCAGCACUUGGGGAGGCAGAGCUUCAAGGGGAUGUACCUUGUCCAUCAGCAUGCAGGUGUGAUGAUGGUUUCAUUUACUGCAACGACCGUGGACUGAGCAUCAUACCACCUUUACCGUUAACGGCAGCCGUUCUCUAUUUACAGAAUAAUCGAAUUGAUAACGCUGGCCUACCAAUAUCCUUAGAGCAGCGAAUGACUGUUCAAGUGGUUUAUCUCUAUGACAAUGAACUUGAUGAUUUUCCAACACACCUGCCACCAUCGUUACGUGAACUUCACCUGCAGGACAACAAUAUACGAACUUUACCCCGAGCUGCUCUCUCACGUUUACCUUUGCUAGAGAAACUCCACAUGGAUGAUAAUUCAAUAUCAACAGUAAGCAUUGAGGACAAGGCAUUUGCAAAUAAUCCAAGGUUACGACUUCUCUUCCUGUCACGCAACCACCUUUCUAGUAUACCAUCAGGGUUGCCAUCAUCACUUGAAGAGCUUCGACUUGAUGACAAUCGAAUUUCUACAAUUCCAACACACGCAUUCAGGGGACUCACGUCGCUUAGACGCCUCUUCCUUGAUGGGAACCUGUUAGCCAAUCAACGCAUCGCUGACGACACAUUUUCACGGUUGUCUAAUUUAACAGAGCUCUCUCUGGUACGCAAUUCCCUUCAAUCACCACCUUUAAACCUUCCCAGCACACAUCUUCUUCGACUAUACCUGCAGGAUAAUGCCAUGGCUCACAUGCCAAGGGGUUCCUUGGAUGGUAUGCGCAGGCUGCAGAAGCUUGACUUAUCAGGCAACAACCUUACAACACUCCCUCGAGGUUUGUUCAGGGACUUGGACAGCAUUUCACAGCUGCUUCUCCGUGGGAAUCCCUGGUAUUGUGGCUGUAAUCUCCGCUGGCUCCAUGACUGGUUGCAUGUCCGAGGUUCAUCAGUAACUGUGAGGGGUCUAACAUGUCAUGCACCAGAAAAAGUAAGAGGGAGGUCCCUUAGGGACCUCACAAGUCAAAUGGAGCAGUGUGAGGUGGAUGGACUGGGGGGAGUUGAAGGAGCCAAAAGAGACAAAGGGGAUUUUCCAACCGACUCCCCAACUACAACAACCGUUCCACUUCCCCAGGGUUCUCUUUUUACACUCAGGUCCAGGCGGCCUGUACACAGGUACCCUGACUUGGGACAAGACAGUCCUUUAGGGGGUGAUGGUGAAAUUGCUGGCAAAACUUUGGUCAUCAGCGUAAAGCCCUUAAGUCCAGAGACAGUUCAUAUUACAUGGCAGGCUGCUCAGCCUGCCUCAGCUUUCAGGCUCUCCUGGCUUAGACUAGGCAACAGCCCAGCCAUGGGGUCCAUCACAGAGACACUAGUCCCAGGGGACCGCAGAGAGUAUUUACUCACUCAGCUACAGCCCCAGUCAAGUUACAUUAUCUGCUUGGUGCCUCUCGUUGUCAACAAGGGAAGACGGGCAUCAAUUAUAGGGGGGUUUAAUUUGAACACUGACUCAGAGCAUGAGCAUCCAGCUUGUGCCAGAACAGAGACAGCAGACCCUCAGGUUCAGCCUGGAGCUGACCAGGGUCAGGACGUACAGGGUACGGAUGAACUAGCUGCCUUACCGCUUGCAGGGAUUAUAGGAGGGGUGACUGCAUGUGCUUCCCUGUUCUUAAUUUUUGGGAUCUUCUGCUGGUAUGGACAUCGUGCAGGAUACCUUGCAGCCGAGGAUCAUACGGGGGUCUAUGGACGAGAUGCUGUUGGACCCCGUAGUGUUGCCAAGCAUUAUGAUGACUAUGUAGAAUCUGGCACCAUUAAAGACACCUCAAUCUUAGAGAUUGGAACUCCUGGUUUCCAGAUGACGCCACUGGCAGCCCAUCAACCCUUGCAGCCAAAGGCAAAAGUUGAGGACAUGACAUACAUUCAUACUAUUUUCCCCUCUAAUAAUACAACUCUUUACAGGAGCACCCUCAACCACACAGCAAAUCCAGGCUAUGGGACCAAUCGUGGUUACAGAGAAGGAGGAAUACCAGACAUAGAUUAUGCUUACACGUGAUACCAUUUAUACUAUCCCUUAUCUUUUCUGGUCACUAUGUUUAAUACAGCGUAGCUGAGUAGGGGUUUGUUCAUUACCCUAGGUUCCAAAGUAGGGGUGUGCCGAUUCUGAAGUAGCCUGUAUAUUCAUUCAUAUCCAUAACUGUUCAUAAUAACCUAAGCUUUAUAAAUUUUGGUUAAAAGCAUUGUCCAAUUAAAGAGUUAAUUCAUCAACAGUUGAAUAUUUUUCAGGACAGCUGAAUUUUUAAUGACAUAAUAUCAGACUUCAUUGUUGGUCAUAUAUUAAAAAGGUCCCAUUCCACAAAGAACAAAAUGCAUUACUGACCACUCAAAGCUGGGUGUAAAACCAAUGCACCCUGUGAAGGGCUUUUAUUAUCUUUAUUGAUUUAUUCAGGUCAUGUUUUUUUGGGUCUUGGCACCACAUCAUUUCUGACAAGACUAUGAAAUGACCUAAUUUUCAUAUGUAUAAUCAUGAAGCAAAUUUCCAAUGGGCACACCCCUAGUCCAAUGUACCCUUUGUGCCUCCUUCAGUCUAUUUCCAGUCUAUCUGUUUCUCAAUUUGGGGCAAAGAUCCUCUGGAACAUGCUUGUAACACUUAACAAAUAAGUGCCAGAGAUACCACUCUUGGUAUUGACAUAAUCCAACAUUUCCAAGGUUUGGUGAACUUUUCUUUCCUUCUUAGUACCAAUGAUUACCUGUUUAUUUCCUUUAACUAGAUCAUGUUAAGGGGACAUAUAUGGUUAGCAUGAAGAGAAAGUGUAUGCUGAGAGACCAGAUGUGUAUAGUAGCUUUACUACCUGUACUGUAUAUAUGUGCUGGGGGAAAAGGAUGCCUUUCAAUUCUUGGGGACACCUACUCUGUCAACAACAAAAACAAGAAAAAGAAAAAAAAAAAAAGGAAAAAA
Pygocentrus nattereri (red-bellied piranha) is the source of this 3728-nucleotide messenger RNA. RefSeq names its product fibronectin leucine rich transmembrane protein 1b (gene flrt1b). NCBI's taxonomy places the organism in Eukaryota, Metazoa, Chordata, Actinopteri, Characiformes, Serrasalmidae. The record is from RefSeq and is a predicted model, not a curated record. Bases 687 to 2825 code for a protein of 712 amino acids. The transcript is spliced from 3 exons. Gene Ontology annotation, molecular function: protein binding.